Molecule: messenger RNA, 507 nt
Organism: Klebsormidium nitens
Lineage: Eukaryota; Viridiplantae; Streptophyta; Klebsormidiophyceae; Klebsormidiales; Klebsormidiaceae
Source: the annotation of a GenBank genome assembly
AUGAAGGAAGAGCAGGGCCAGCCGCGCUUUGCAUGGAUCGACUGGGACUGGGAGUUUGUGGAGGCGUUCAAGAAGUCCAAGCUGCUGGCGGAGAAGGGCGCUCCCCCGGCCGCCACGUCAGCAGUGGCCAUCAAGGCCCCGGUCGACAUCGUGGAAACUAGAGUGGCGCACGUGUUCUUCAUGGACGUGCCGGGGCUCAAGAAGGAUGACGUCGUCGUGCAGAUCGAGGACCCGCCCGAGAAGCGCAUCCUCAGCAUCAGCGGGGAAGGAUUCCGUCCGGUGAUCGACAAGCCGUUCGAGGUGCACCGCGCGGAACGGCCGCUGGUGGGCGCCUUCACGCGCCGCUUCCACCUCCCGGAGAAUGUCAACCUGGACGCGAUCCGCGCGCGCGUGGAGGACGGUCUGCUGACGGUGCUGGUGCCCAAGCGGAGGCAGGAGGAGCCCGCCGCGACGCGCGAGAACAAGGGGGCCAAGGCCGAGGACCAGCAGCGAUUCCGGGCCAAGUGA